Nerophis ophidion (straightnose pipefish) is the source of this 1544-nucleotide messenger RNA. Its product is annotated as tRNA selenocysteine 1-associated protein 1-like. The transcript is spliced from 9 exons. Gene Ontology annotation, cellular component: nucleus. Gene Ontology annotation, biological process: selenocysteine incorporation. Lineage: Eukaryota; Metazoa; Chordata; Actinopteri; Syngnathiformes; Syngnathidae. Bases 175 to 1104 code for a protein of 309 amino acids. Gene Ontology annotation, molecular function: tRNA binding. The record is from RefSeq and is a predicted model, not a curated record.
UCGAACCAAAGAAGAAGAAGAAGACGUACAGGAGUGACGCACUACGUCAGCGCGACGUUCGGUCGUGGCUCUUUCCAUACUUUGCUUGUUAGCAUGUUGUGGCUAAACUCUUUUUCUCCAACUUAUAUCGUCUAAAAAAUUACACUUUUUGAACUUCCCGCUCUUGAGGGCGCCAUGAGUACGCUAUGGAUGGGAAACCUGGAUUCCUACAUGGAUGAGAAGUUCAUCACUCGAGCCUUUUCUACCAUGGGGGAGCAGGCGGUCAGUGUUCGGAUUAUACGCAACAAAUUGACAGGUGUCCCAUCCUCCAGCAGUGCUCUAGGUUAUUGUUUUGUUGAGAUGGCAGAUGAGGCCACAGCUGAAAGGUGUCUUCGUAAAAUCAAUGGAAAAUCACUACCAGGAGCCAGCCCGCCUACAAGAUUCAAGUUAAAUCGAGCCACCUUUGGGAAACAAGAGACUGGUCAGAUGUAUUCUUUGUUUGUGGGAGAUCUGACUCCAGAGGUGGAUGAUGGAAUGCUGUACGAGUUCUUCUACAAUCGCUACCCUUCUUGUCGUGGAGGAAAAGUGGUUUUGGACAGUAUGGGAAACUCGAAGGGCUGCGGCUUUGUUCAGUUCCCAGAUGAGCGUCUGCAGAAGAAAGCAUUGGACGAUUGCCAGGGAGCUUUGGGCCUGGGUAGUAAACCUCUGCGACUAAGCUUGGCUGCUAACAAUUUGAGGAACAGGCCGCCACAGACUGAGACCAAAACCUGGCCAACUACUGCCUCCUACACUACAACCUAUGACCAGUACAGCCAGUACCAACAGCAGGCUUAUCCUAACUAUUACUCUUCUUGGGGCUACGAUCAGACUGCAGCAACGUAUGGCUACGACUAUUCACAGUAUGACUACUCACAGUAUGCCCAACAACAGGAACCAGAGGUUCCUGAGGAUGAUGGACUUGAAGACCCUUCGCCACAACUGGAUGUGGCAGAAACCAACAGGAGCUUCAUAGAAAGCAGUGAAGAACUGUAUGAUGCUCUAAUUGAGUGUCCUUGGCAAUCAGUGGAGUUCGCCUUGGAGCAGGACCAAGUGAUGGCAACCAUACCUGAACCACUUUGCUACUAAGUCCACAGGAAGUUGCCCCAUAUGAUUUUAUCUACAGCUGUCCACAGGAGGUUUGAUAAUAUAAUCCAUCUUUUUUAAGGAAAAAUAGUUUCAUUGAGUGUUCACAGGAUAAAACUCAAUUGCUGGCAAUUCACAUCCUCAAUGCUUUUGCCCCUAAUCUCAAGUGUGUCGUCUUAAAAUGGUUUAUUUCUAAAAAACAAAACAAACUAACCUUUCAUCCAUCCAUUUUCUACCGCUUGUCCCUUUUGGGGUCGCGGGGGGUGCUGGUGCCUAUCUUAGCUGGAUUCAAUACAAAACACAUUUCCACAUUACAUAAAAUACAAUUGUUUUUGUUCAUGUGAAAUUAUUUGUACUUUGUGGUUUAAUAUAGACAUCUGCAAGUGUUGUAUUGAGUUAUGCUGUUGCAUUAAAAUACAAUAAAGCUGGAAAGAUCAAAUGUA